UUGACCACACAUAGAAAGCUGCUUUGCGGUUUGGACUCUUCUGAUUCCACAUGGAACCUUGGCAAAUGCUGCUGCUAGCUUUGAUGGUACUGCCUGCUCGCGCAGAUAUGUACUUGAACAAUCCUCGUGGUUCCAACAACAAGCUGCGUGAACAGAGCAACAACGUGCAAAAUGCCAAUCGUCUGUUUGACUCGCAGAACAAUGCGGCCUCGGGAUAUCAGAUUGGGGACGACUGCAAGCCAGCCUGCAAGGAUGGGAACAACAACUAUGAUGUCACAAAAGAAGGUGCGACGAAGGGUACCAUGAAAUUCUACCAAGGAUCUGAGCUUUACAUUGAAUGGCACCAUCAGCAUGGCUGUGGAGUCGGUCAUCCAAAUGUGAAAUGUCAAAUUAUCCUGCAGUACAUGAGCGAAAGUGACAAUGUCAACCUCCGCGAUGGCACAGGACAAGACAGUGCUGGUGGAGAUGACAACGACCCUACUGAAGCUGGAACAGCUGAACCGGCGCGGGGCUAUCACGAGCCUUUGGAAUUCUACGAGGCAUGUGCUCAGCGCCAGCGCAAUGAGGGCCUCUACACCGCUGAUCAGAAUUUGGAGAGCAACGGAGGGGCCACCUCAACCCGGCAAAACCCCAACGGCAACGGCCGGCGCCGCGGACAGCAGCGGCAUGGCUUGGAGUGUCCCGAGGAACGGGAUUACUAUCCAUACUGGCAUCCCUCUGUUUGGCACGACAUUGCUAUUCUGACUGAUGAGCCAGAGACGCGAUGUGCUUAUUAUCAGAUGGAGUCGCAGAAUGUUAAGGCCAAACACAUUUGCUCCAUCCCAGCCCACAACAACCGUGACGCUUGCGAAAGCAACGAUGGAGAGUGGCAAGAAGUCGCCCCCUUCAACGAGCCGGCACCGGAGUGUUUGGGCGGCAUCCAAAGCCGCGACAAUCACAAUGGCAACGUGCGCAAUGGUCAACCCUACUACUAUUUGUGGCAGAUUCCAUUUUACCUCAAAGGCCGCACGGUGAUCCGCAUUCGUUACAACAUCACCACCGGUGACUUUCAGUAUGGUUCCCUGGCACACCCCAUAGAGGAGGACGCAGAGCUUUCAGGAGAGAAGGCAGAUGCUUUCUUCAUGGACAAGCGCUUCAAUGAUCCCAAUCCCAACAAUCGUCGUCGCAGUAUCUUCAAGGGUCGCCCUGAAGUGCCAUUGCCUUUGGCGCAAGAUCCUGUGGCAGAUUGGGUGGACCUGGGCGAAGAUCGUCUCCUCCAACUACAAGUGAACACCAACCAGUUUGGCCGAACCUUUGAGGAUCGAACGCACAGCUUUAUGGUGAUGGAAAGGCCGACAGAUGUACCAGCGGGACAGCGCAUUGUGAAUUACAAUGUCCGUGGCCGGCGUGGCAACAUCGUCCAGGUCUAUCCCUCGGUGGAGUAUGACUUCGUCCCUUCAGAGCUGUCGGUGGAACAGGGCACCAUGCUGCACUUCCAGUGGACCGGCUCAGAUGCAAACCCCAAUGGCAAUGCAGGCAACGGGCGAGCGGGCACAGACCGCUCAAACUUGGUUCAGCUACAAAACCGCCAAGAGACAGUGCCACUGCCAAUGGACAAGCACACCCUCUUCUUCAAUGCUCAAGCCAACCCCAAUGAUGAGGAGGGGAAGCGCCUGGUGACGAAGUUUGCCUAUCUGGACCAAGACAGUAUAGUAACUUGUGACCCUGAGACCAACGACCAAAACUCAGAGACAAACUGCAAGCAGUUGAACGGCGCUUCGGCCUAUUUUGAUGGAGGCCUGGUGGAAAUGAAGCAAGUGGGCGAGCACUACGUGGCCAGCACCCGCAACAACGAUUUCAGCAACAGGUCCCAUAAGGCGGUCAUCAUCGUCACAGGAGUCAUCUUGGAGCACUAUGAAAGCCUCCUCAUUGGCUUAGGCGUUGCUGUGGGAGUUUUGAUCAUCCUCUACAUCCUGGGGGCUUGUUGGGCUUAUAGGUAUCCCAGCAGCUGGCUAUUUUCCACCCGCUACCGACCUCGUAUUCUUCGAUGGGUCCUCAAAGAGGAGAAGAUGCUUCAACUCAUCGAGCAACGUCGUCAGAUCAAGGCACAGCAGAGGAAGGCAUGGGCCAAGAAGGCUGGAGCUUACGUGCAGGACGAAGAGGGCGGCGAUCAGGCUACCGACUUGUCGAUCCCAGAUGAAAAGGUGAGCUGGUUCCAGAGCUUCAACCGUACUUGCCGUCGGUGUGGCCUUGGAGAGCAGCGGCUGACCACCCUGAUGUACGGCCUCCUGAACAUUCUUGUUUUCGCCAUUGGCUUUCUAUCCAACCUCAACGGAGGCUUCAUGGGCUCCUGGGCCUACCCAUUUGCCAAGGGCGGUGGCUACAGCAUGGAUUUGAACUUUGCAAUGCUGGUGCUGCCCACGCUCAAAAGCUUACAAACAGCUACCAGGCGAAUGGGCUCGUCUCGCGAAUGGAUUCCAACUGACGAUCCAAUCAAUUUCCACAUGGUCAUUGCAGGCUUCACCUUUAUUGGUGCUUUCAUCCACAUCAUCGCUCAUUGUGUUCAUAUCUACGAAAUUCAGGCAGCACCAAAGAUGCAGCAGGAUCCACUGCAGCUGUGGAAGCUGACGGACGGAGAGCGAGCCAGUGGCAUGACCUUCUGGUUGCAGUUGGUGAAUCUGCAAAACCGCUGUGCUAUUCUAUCUGGACUCAUCCUGACCGUUCUGAUGGCCGCCAUCCUGCUUACGGCGAUGUCUUGUGUUCGCCGUGGCACCAAUGCUGUCACACGCCGCUUGGGCGGCUUCAAUCUGUUCUGGAGAGUUCACAUGUCUUGGAAGUUCAUCUAUAUUCUGCUUCUGCUUCAUGCUCCUGCCAGGCUGUGGAUUUGGUUCUUCUUCCCAGCCAUCUUCAUCUUCGUGGAUCGCAUGCUACUCUCCACCCAUCAAGAAAUGUACCUUUCGUUGAAACACGUGAAGCUCCUUCCAAGAGAUGUGAUUAAUUUGACCUUUGACAUCCCGCAGGGCUUUGUAUACCAGGCAGGGCAAUACAUUAUGCUCGGCUGGAAGGGUGAAUUUCAUCCCUUCACUUUGACUUCUGCCCCAGAGGAGAAUUGCAUUUCAGUUCACAUCCGAGCUCCCAACAAUCUUGACUGGUGUUCAGCGCUGCGGAAACGCUUGACAGAACAGGCUGUUGCAGAGGCAACUGGAGAGAGGCCUCCCGAGAAGCCGCCCAAGGCACCAAAGAUAUUUGACUAUGUGAAGAAAACGCUGCCAAAUAGUCACAUUGUUUUCAACGUGCCCCAGGAGAGCUAUUUGCCCGGUGGCCGCGGACAGCUUGAUGCCUCCGUGCCGUCAGAAAAGGUUCCUCCGUUGCCAGGGCAAGUGUCUCCACCAGCCUUGCCACAUGGGGCUUCAGAGAGCAAACCCAGGCUGAAGGAAGGCUUUGCAAAGGACCCAGCUUCUCAAUCAGGCCAGAGCCUGAUGAGUGACGCGGCAAUGACCAUGCUGCCACCUGAGGCUGUGGUCUUGCAAGUCACGGGACCUUUCGGCGCUCCAGCGCAAAAGGUUUGGGGCUUUGAGACGCUCAUGGUGGUGGGUGCAGGUAUUGGAGUGACACCCUUCGCCUCCAUUUUGCGCUCGGUGCAGCUACGCGCCAAGCAACGAGAGAGUCUUCUGAAGCGGAAGGGCUCGGAUGAUACAUCUCUCGAGAAGAUGGUGGAUGUCUUGAUCCAGGUCCCCAAAAAGAUUUACUUCUACUGGAUCUGCCGAGGGCAGGAAGAAUUUGACUGGUUCUGCGACCUACUCUCAGCGGCUGCAGAGGGACCAGCAGCAGGUAUUGUUGAGAUCACUCUCUUCCUAACCGGUGAGGUGGAGUUAUCGCAGGUCAAGAAACUCCCCUGUGCCUCGGGACAAUUCUUUGGACGUCCCAACUGGGCUCGUAUCUUCAAGCAGAACAGAGAAAAACAUGCUGGCCAACACAUCGGCGUCUUCCUGUGUGGUUCACCGGUGAUUGGCAAAGAGCUGUCAAAGCAAAGUCAUCUGAAUUCAGACCUGGUGGGCACUCCGGGUGCGACUCGCUUUUCCUUUUUCAAGGACGGGAUUGAUCGCCAUUCAAAGCAUUGGACUGACGAGAGCUACAAACGUCAACCACAACUAACCUUGUGA
Molecule: messenger RNA, 4142 nt
Organism: Cladocopium goreaui
Lineage: Eukaryota; Dinophyceae; Suessiales; Symbiodiniaceae
Source: the annotation of a GenBank genome assembly